CAGCUCCCGUAGACACUAGCGCCAGAGUUUCCUCUAGUAAGUAUUGUGGGAAACUCUAUAGAUGACAGGGCUACGAGCGCUCUCUGUAGGUACAGUUUCCCUUCUCUAAGUGGUAGUGUAAGUGGGUUCUGUGCAACAACUGUGUUGUAAACAUCAACGUGAGACACGCGGUGUGGCCAUGCCGUCGAGAAACUGCGUUGAUGAACUUCAGAAGUUUGUCAACGGCCAUCGGGACCAGCUGGAAACAUCCGGGAUACCGCCGCACUUCUGGCCCACUUUGCACUGGAAGCUGCACGAGAGCGUGUUCGACGCUGGCGAGGUGUUUCAGAUUUUGCAGGUGCAGGAAUUCAGUGAUGGUGACUCGGCAGUUCCAGUUGAGGUCAUGGACACUGCCGAGCAGGGUGAAGAAGAAGCCAAGCACUAUUCAGUCAAGGUGGUCGUCACACGAGAGGACGGCAUCUGCUGCCAGGAUUCGGAACAUGUGUACCUGGUGGACCAUGCAUGGACCUGUCGUCCCCAGCAGGCGAGGCAGCAGCUGCGGGAGAUGCCGCGACUGCUCCACCGCAUGGCCCAACUGAUGGGGGUACUCCUGCCCCCAGACUACACCCUUGGCCAGGAGCAGCCUGAACUGGUGGAUGCCGUUUUUGAGCGCAUGUGGAGGUUCAACCAAACGUACAGCAUUGCAGGACCUCUGGCAACCACCGAGGACUCCGUCCCUGUCUGGUACGUCAUGGAUGAGUUUGGCAGCAGCAUCCAGCACGAGAGCAGCCAGCCGAGCUUCCGCUGUGUCCCCUUCUGCCAGCUGCCCCAGAGGGAGACCUACAGCGUCCUCUUCCCCAUCAGGGACAUCGCCUGCGGAGACGAGGUGACUCGUGACUACGCCGAGGGUCCCCCGUGUGACCCCCUGACUCGUGCAGCCCUGCUGCUCCCUUGGGAGCCAUGUGACAUGACACACGUGGACUGCUGCCCUCCAGCACCUAGGCUGGACUUUCUAAGUAGUGGGCGGAAAGAAGAGACUGAGCCUGACCCUGGUGCGACAGUGAGAGACGUGCCGCGAGAUCGUAAGCUGCGUGUCUACUCGGAUUACGGGCAGGUGCGGCAAUGCCUGACGCACCCGUCCUUUGAGUUGGUUGAUGAGGAGAAGGACGCCGACGUGCUAUGGCUCAACUACCACUUCAAACAGUACAGGGAACUGAGCUGUGAGAGCCCCAGCAAGCGGGUGAACCAGUUUCCCUUUGAGCAUGUUCUCACGGUCAAGGACCUGCUGGCCCUGGUGUGUCGCCGGGGCUGCUGCAGCCAGGAGCCCCUGGUGGACGCCGACAGCCUGAGCAGUCAGCCCCCGUGGCUGCCCACCACCUACAACCUGCAGACCGAGCUGCCUCACUUCGUCUCCUACUACCAACAGAGGCAGAAGAGAGGCCUGGACAAUGUGUGGAUCUGUAAACCCUGGAACUUAGCUCGGAGCUUGGACACCCACGUGACGGAUAACCUGAACUACAUCUUGCGUCUACCAGCCACAGGUCCUAAGGUGGCGUGCAAGUAUGUUUCGGACCCUGUGCUUUUUCCCCUGGAGGGCGUGGGCCUGGCAAAGUUUGACUUCCGCUACGUCGUCGUCCUGCUCGGCGUGAGGCCCCUGCGCCUCUAUGCCUACCGCCAUUUCUGGCUUCGCUUUGCCAACAAGCCUUUCACAUUGAGUGACUUUGAUGACUACCAGAAGCAUUUCACCGUGAUGAACUACACUGCAUCUGGACCACAGCAGACCACGUGUGCACAGUUCUUGGAAUGCUUUGAUGAGCACUACAGCUCACAGCCCUGGCACAAGGUUGAGGCCGAGGUGUUUCAAGUGCUGAGGCAAGUGUUCGAGCUGGCAUGCGCCGAACCGCCACCGGCUGGUGUGGCACACAGUCCGCAGUCACGUGCCAUGUAUGCUGUGGAUCUCAUGCUAGAGUGGGACCGCUCCCAGGUACAGGCAGAACACCCGCACAUGCAGCCCAAGCUGCUGGAAGUGAACUGGGCACCGGACUGCCAGCGUGCAUGCCAGUUUUACCCAGACUUCUUCAACGACGUGUUUGCCGCCAUGUUUCUCGACGAAGCAGACUCCAAUCCAAAUUUUGUGCCUCUCUGACAUGUUGCCCCAACUGUGCUCGUGAGUCCCAUCAAGAUACCUCACAGACCUGCUCUUUCCUCAGCAGCCAGUGUUGACACAGGAAGGGCUGGCUCACUUCGGACACAAUGCUCAACAUUUGGGACAGGGAAAAAUUAUGAUAGAGCUAAAAGGAAGACACUGACUAUGAAAAAAAAGCGACUAACAAAUUUUUGGUAUCUUUAUUUAUGGUUCGUGUUUUACUUUUAAUUUUAUAAGGUUACCAGGUGGCUUCUGUCAAAGGCUAGACUUUAGGGCGAAAUCGUGGCUGUUGUAAGGUGCCCGUCAUUGUGACUUGGUGAGAAACUCGUUGCCACCACCAUCGCAGGGCGGCUUUUUAGUGUGCUUGUAUGAAUGCCAAUUGGUAUGAAUACCAAUUAUCAUAUGUGCAUAGUAUAGGGCUGUAACAGCUGUUCAAUCUUGGUAUACAACUAACACAUGCAUAAUAAAUAUUUCGAUAUGACACAGUAAAUUUACGAUGCCUCUUGGUGAUGUCACUUUAUUUAAGACAUAUGUUUAACAUCACAUGUGGCAACGAUGCCUCUUUGUUGGAUGUGACCGCAUGUGGCAACCCCUGAGAAAGAAGGAUGUGGACGUUGAUGCAAGGAGCUGUAUGACAGAUAUGCUUACAUUAAUAUUUUAAAAAAUAUUGGUGUGUUUGAGUUUUCUUUGAAUUUAAAUAACUGAAAUUUCAUAGUAUUAGAAAUGAACGAAUAAAUGUGUAUUAAUCUGCAUGUAA
Messenger RNA from Rhipicephalus microplus (southern cattle tick), 2882 nucleotides. RefSeq names its product Tubulin tyrosine ligase-like 12 (gene TTLL12). Gene Ontology annotation, cellular component: cytoplasm. The record is from RefSeq and is a predicted model, not a curated record. Gene Ontology annotation, biological process: protein modification process. NCBI's taxonomy places the organism in Eukaryota, Metazoa, Arthropoda, Arachnida, Ixodida, Ixodidae.